Cyphellophora attinorum is the source of this 798-nucleotide messenger RNA. Its product is annotated as Translin-associated protein X. Gene Ontology annotation, molecular function: sequence-specific DNA binding; RNA endonuclease activity; RNA binding. The record is from RefSeq and is a predicted model, not a curated record. Bases 1 to 798 code for a protein of 265 amino acids. Gene Ontology annotation, cellular component: cytoplasm; nucleus. Lineage: Eukaryota; Fungi; Ascomycota; Eurotiomycetes; Chaetothyriales; Cyphellophoraceae. The transcript is spliced from 3 exons.
AUGGCUGGGGUGAAGCGAAAGUCGGAAGACAUGGAUCCAGCACCCAACGGAGGGGCGAGAGCGUCGCCGUAUAUGCCGAUGUUUGAGACCUUCAGAGCCGAACUUGACGAACACCAUGAUCGGCGAGAACGAAUCAACAAGGCGUCGAGGGACGUGACAGGGCUUUCAAAGAAGAUAAUCUUCAAUUUGCAACGCACACGCGAAAUCGGUCAGCCCACGCAUGUCUCAAUAACGAAGGUCAUCGACCCUAUGUACGCUUCUAUCAAAAAGAUUCUUGAGUCCUUCGUGCCCGACCUUGAAGGAAUUAACGCCCACCGCUAUCACUACAACAUUUCGCCCGGCAUCCAGGAGUUCAUGGAAGCCUAUCUGUUCCACGCUUACUUGCAGACACAACGAAUUCCAACACAUCCCGAAGCAGCUGCAGCAUUACCGGAAGGCAUACGACUUACGCAGGAGGACUAUCUGUUGGGCCUCUUCGAUACGACUGGCGAGAUGAUGCGGUGGUGUAUCACGUACAUGGCCACGAACGGGAAGCUGCCUGGCGGCGGACAGGGCGGCAUGGGCGUACUGGCGGACAUGCAGGCCAUCAGAGGCUUUCUGGAGGGUAUGGACGUGAAGGGGAGCAGAGACUUGAAGUCUUUCGACAACAAGUUGACAGUCACCAGGCAGAGCGUGGAGAAGGUGGAGAAUGGUGUGUACAGUAUGUUGGUAAGAGGCAAGGAGAGACCGAAGGGCUGGAGACCGGACGCUGCUGCUGAUGGGAGGAGGGACGGUCCAGAAGAGGUGGAGAGCUACUGA